GAGUCGCAGAGCCUGUCAGUCGCAGGCGGUCCGGAAUGGCUGGCCAACAACUUUAACUCAAGGACCCUCUCUCAACCGCUGCCCACCUCUCAGCAUCUCAACCUGGGCUCGUCUUGUGACCAGAGACCCUCCUACGACCACCUGCAGGCGUCCAGCCAGAGCUGUAUGGGUGAUCUCAGCACCUUAUCAUCCAGAAACACUCUUCACUCUGCCCUGUACAAAGGCCCUCACAGUAGCAACAAUCCAUCAUCCAACAUGCUGUUUGCCAACACUGCUAUCCCGUGUGACUCUCACAUGAUUUCCUCAUUUGCUCAGCAAAUCCCUCACACUUCAUCAAUGCUGCUAACUGCAAACCAAGGAAAAAAUAUCCCACCACCAUCUCUCCCCCAAACAAACCAAGCUUCAAAGCCCUGUAGGUCCCAACAUCUACCACUUUUCUCACCCCACGACCCAUACAAAGCUUCAUUUCAACCGCCAUUAACCAAUCAGGGUGUACCAAACGGAGUUCAGGAUCAGCCCAUUAGCCUGCCGUCGUGUGGACCGCAUGAGCAGCGUCAGUGGAUACCUUCAUCACCCUGCAGGGGAACUGUAAACGAGUCUGUCCCUGAUGCAGCUGCUCAUCUUAACAAAGAACCAACGCAAGAAGGGAACACAGCUCCACCGACCAGCAAUGAGAAAUUUCGUUCCGCACUUUUACAUCACCGUGCACAAUUGCGUCAGCAACUGUCUGAGUUGGAUAAACUACUGAAAUCAAUACCUCCAGAUGACAGCAGCGAUGGGCAGUCUCCACACACAGCUAUUGAGGUAGGUUAAGUUUUUUAGAUGCUGCCUGCAGUUUGAAUGAAGUACAACAAUUAAUAUCUAAAACACGCACAAAACCGGCAAUGAUUGGUUUGCCAGAGCUGAAGUGGGGAACAACCGUAGCAACAGAGUAGGCUACAGACAGAAGGAACAUGGAGAGCCUACAUGUCAUAAGCAGGUGUGGACAAACUUCCUUCUACAACAUAUCCUCACUGUAGGUGUUGCAUUUUGCUCUGUCGUUAUGUUUUUGUAGUGAAGCUAAGCCAAACUUUUGAUUGUUUGCUGCAGUCCGCCAUGUUCCAGGAAUGUAAACAGAACU
This is a messenger RNA of Micropterus salmoides (largemouth bass), 1120 nucleotides long. RefSeq lists its product as uncharacterized. The record is from RefSeq and is a predicted model, not a curated record. The coding region runs from base 166 to 813 and encodes 215 amino acids. NCBI's taxonomy places the organism in Eukaryota, Metazoa, Chordata, Actinopteri, Centrarchiformes, Centrarchidae. The transcript is spliced from 5 exons.